Molecule: messenger RNA, 2091 nt
Organism: Nothobranchius furzeri (turquoise killifish)
Lineage: Eukaryota; Metazoa; Chordata; Actinopteri; Cyprinodontiformes; Nothobranchiidae
Gene: gpr61l
Product: G protein-coupled receptor 61-like
Biological process (GO): G protein-coupled receptor signaling pathway
Cellular component (GO): endosome; plasma membrane; signaling receptor complex
Molecular function (GO): G protein-coupled receptor activity
Source: RefSeq, a predicted model, not a curated record
AAGAACCUAUUUACAAAAUCCUCCUUAUGACUAAAAUGUGCAUUUCAGUGUUUUCUAGAAAUAGGCCUCUGGGGUUUGGUGGAUGUUAGGACCCAGAGAAGACGGAUCUAAAGAGGCACAGUGAUGUGUGGUAAGGGAGAGAAAAAAAAAGACUCCAGUCCACACAUUUGUUCUAAACAAUGUGUGACAGUCACCGCCUCACACAGAGGACGGGACUGAGAGUGUUUCUGGAGGAGAGACAGAGUGAGGGGGUUUAACUUAGAACUGCAGGCCAUGAUGGAGUCACUCAUCAGUAAUCUACAGGAUAAACUGUGCUAACACCACCAUGAUGUCUCUUCAUGCUUGCAUUUAGAAGUUCAGUUGAAUUUCCUCUGGAUUUUGCUUAAAUGAACAUGAAGAAUAAAAAACGGGUGGAACCAGGAUUUAAAACCAGCCCAACAAGAAGUGAAUCAUGGGAAAGUCACUUAUGAGUUCAUCAGAGUUGAAAAUGAAGGACAAGUUGAAUAAAUAAUGGCUGAUAAGACUGGUUCCAUGGUCGUGUCUGUGCUAGACCAACCCGAUCCCAAUGCCACCACUUCCCUGUGGACUCCAAAUCCCACAGUUCCUGCUGAUGCAGGCAUCGUCACAAGCUCCCAGUCCCAAGUCAAAGACCUGUUUGGGUUGUUCUGCAUGGUGACCCUCAAUCUCAUUGCCCUUCUGGCCAACACUGGUGUGAUGGUGGCCAUUGCUCGAGCUCCUCACAUGAAAAAGUUUGCGUUUGUGUGUCACCUCUGUGCCGUGGACCUGCUCUGUGCCAUCCUCCUCAUGCCUUUGGGUAUCAUUUCCAGCUCUCCGUUUUUUGGCACCAUAGCGUUUACGGUUCUGGAGUGUCAGGUGUACAUCUUUCUCAACGUUUUCCUCAUCUGUCUUUCAAUUCUCACCAUCACAGCCAUCAGCUUGGAGCGUUACUUCUACAUUGUUCACCCAAUGCGUUAUGAAGUCAAGAUGACCAUCAACCUUGCCAUUGGAGUAAUGCUCCUAAUCUGGAUGAAGUCCCUACUCUUAGCUCUGGUCACGCUGUUUGGAUGGCCGGCCUAUGGACAUCAGAGCUCCAUCGCUGCAGGCCACUGUUCACUUCAUGCCAGCCACAGUCACCUGAGAAAAGCGUUUGCUGUGCUCUUCGGUGUGGUUUGUUUCCUGGCUCCUGCAGUGGUCAUCUUUAGCGUUUACUGUGCUGUCUACAAGGUGGCUCGUUCUGCUGCACUGCAGCAGGUCCUGCCUGUGCCAACGUGGGUCAACGCAUGCCCUGCCAAAGAUCGCUCGGACUCCAUCAACAGCCAAACCACCAUGAUCACCACUAUCCGUACUCUGCCACAGAGACUGUCCCCAGAGAGGGCCUUCAGUGGAGGAAAAGCAGCACUCACUUUGGUAUUCAUUGUGGGCCAGUUCUUGGUUUGCUGGUUACCUUAUUUCAUCUUCCACCUUCAGAUGUCUCUGACCGGAUCCAUGCAAAGCCCUGGAGACUUAGAGGAGGCGGUCACCUGGCUCGCCUACGCGUCCUUCGCUGUUAACCCGUUCUUCUACGGCCUGUUGAAUCAACAGAUCAGAGACGAGCUGGUGAAGUUUCGAAGAUGUUGCUUGACCCAACAAGUUGAGAUGGGACCAGCCAGUCAAGAGGUCUCGUUUCAGGAAAACUUUCUUCAGUUCAUUCAUAGAACUGGCAGCGCAGCGGAAACACAUUCCGGUUGUACUAACAAUAGUCCAAGGAACACACUGGACCCGGCAAAGACAAUUCCCGGACAAAUACCAGAGCAGCAUGCUUAGAUUGAGACAAACUACGGAAUACAGCCUUGGAUUUGAUAGAUUAUCUAUCACAUUAAUAUCUAUUAUGAAAUGUUCUGUUGUAUUUGUAGAAUGGCUCCUGGGUUCAUCUGUAUUUGUUGUACUAUUGGUUACUAUACAUAGUCGUAUAUUUGUAGGUAUAUGUCUCAGGUCUCCUUUCACUCACCUCCACAUAGUACUCACCUCAACAUUGAUUGUUUACCUUAGUGCAAAUUAGAAAUGUUAGUCUUAUCACGCCAUAAAAAAUAAACACAAUGUUGUUUAAACUUC